This is a messenger RNA of Porites lobata, 1421 nucleotides long. The record is from the annotation of a GenBank genome assembly. Lineage: Eukaryota; Metazoa; Cnidaria; Anthozoa; Scleractinia; Poritidae.
AUGGAACCAAGAUCAAGAGAAACUACUCCUACAAAAGAGGAUUUGGAUUUUAUAGUUGAUGAUGGUUACAGACAUGAUGUUGAUACAGAUUAUGUUCCAGAUGAAAAAUAUCUUGUUAGUGGAAAAGAGUUCAAAAAACUAACCAGAAAUGCUAAAAAACUCGGUGCUGAAUCGCUUGAUUAUUCAACACGCAAAAAUAACAAAUACAUGGCAACACUUUCAAGUGGAAAGAAAGUUCAUUUUGGAUCACCAAAUUAUCCAGACUAUCUUAUUCAUCAAGACAAAGAGAGAAGAGAUAAAUAUCUUACUAGAGCUAAAAAGAUUAAAAAUAAACAGGGGGAGUUAACUUAUACUAAUCCUGAAUCGGCGAACUUCUGGUCCGUUCAUUUACUCUGGCCAGAAAAAAAGUGAUUUAAAUAUUUGAUAAAAAUAUAAUAAAAUGAGUUCAAAUGGCAUUGUUGGUUUAACUAGUCUAUCUAAUGAUAUUGAUUUAGCUGGUAAAUAUUAUGUUAAAAAUUAUGAUGAUAAUAACUUUAAAAAAGAAAUUAUAAAAUUUUUAGAAGAAGGAUUAAAAGAAAUUUCAGAAAGAUUAUAUUCUAUAGAAGUCACAAUUGAAAAUAAAUUAUUGCUUAAAGAUUAAAUUAUUAUAAUAAAAAAUGCAGUUGUCUAGUUACGAAAAUAUUACUCAAGACAAUAUUAUCUUUAAUGAAGCCAAAGAGUACAAAGUAAAAGAUAGUAAGAUCAAAUAUAAACGUAUCCCAAUUGAAGCCAAAUAUCCAAAUGGAAAGAAAGGAGCUUUGGUAGUCGAAACCCCACUUCUUUUCAGCUUUGGUGUUAAUGAGAAGAAAAAUCAAGAAACAAACAAGUUAGUUGGUUAUAGUAUGCCAGUAUGUCUUUGGGCUAAAGAUAGUGAGCCGAAUAAUAAAGAAAAAGCAUUUUUUGAUGUUAUUAAUAAUGUAACAACUUUCUCUCAACAACAUUUAGAGAAUGAAUACGGUGCAGAUCUAGCAUCAACUCUAUCUUCGCCAUUUUAUUUCAAACAAAUAGAAUAUACAGAUAAGAAAGGAAAGAAGAAAACAAAAAAAGAUGAAUCAUCUGCACCAGUUCUAUAUGCAAAACUUAUUUACUCUGAAAAAUCAAAGAAAAUAUUAUCUUUCUUUAAGGGAAAGGUAAGUAAGAAUUUAAAUCCUUUUAAAUAUAUUAACCAGUACUGCAAUGUUAAAAUGGCUUUGAUAAUUGAAGGAAUAUUUAUUAGUAAAACUGUUACAUCUUUACAAAUAAAAGUAAAUGAGUGCUAUGUCAAACCACUAAAACCAAGAGAGGCUUUACUAACAAUUGAUGAGGAAGAGAGUGAAGGUGAAGAGAUAACAGAUCAAGUAGUUGACGACUUACUUUUAUCUGAUAAAGAAGAAAGUGAGUAG